CCACAAUUCUCUUUCUCUCACCUCCUCAACUCUCAGCUCUUCUCAGGCAUUGGAAACAUGCACCCCAACAGCACCAACCCAUCUGAAUUCUCUCGUUUUUAUCCCGAACCCAAGGUUCCAAACCCUGAAGAAAUCAGCCAUAAGAAGACUGAGCCGGAACCAUUAACGGGCUCGACCGCCUCGGGAGCUCAGACCCAGUCUGCUAAAAAGAAAGGGGAAAAGAAGGUGAAAAGACCAAGGUAUGCUUUUCAAACAAGGAGCCAGGUUGAUAUAUUGGAUGAUGGUUAUCGUUGGAGAAAAUAUGGGCAAAAAGCAGUGAAGAAUAACAAAUUCCCAAGGAGCUACUAUCGAUGCACCCAUGUUUCAUGCAAUGUGAAGAAACAAGUUCAACGCCUGUCAAAGGAUGAAGGGAUCGUAGUGACAACAUAUGAAGGGAUUCACACCCACCCCAUUGAAAAACCAACAGACAACUUCGAUCAUAUUUUGAGUCAAAUGCAAAUUUACACAAACUUUUAGGUUGCCAUGUUGAAUGGUUAAAAACCAAUGUAAAGACUCACAUCUUCGAUCAGUAUUCUAGCAGAUAUUAGUUAAAAUCUAGAAUUCAAACCUUCGGUUCUUCAAAUAAAAAGAUGUAUGCUUAUCAUAUGGUUGAAUAUUAAAAGUUUUAUUCAUUCACAUAGAUCAUUCUAUUCUAUGCA
Amborella trichopoda is the source of this 698-nucleotide messenger RNA. RefSeq names its product putative WRKY transcription factor 75. Gene Ontology annotation, biological process: regulation of DNA-templated transcription. Gene Ontology annotation, molecular function: sequence-specific DNA binding; DNA-binding transcription factor activity. The record is from RefSeq and is a predicted model, not a curated record. Lineage: Eukaryota; Viridiplantae; Streptophyta; Magnoliopsida; Amborellales; Amborellaceae.